AUGGAAGAUACUUCAUCUAACACUAUUAAAAUUCAAGUUAAUCAAGAAACACCCAUACUUAUAAAACUUGACAGAAAUAUCAAUUUAAAAGAACUUCGAAUUUUACUAUCUAAAAACGAAAUCCAAAUGGACGACAACAUGGUCUUUAUGCAAUUUUCUGUUCAAAUCCCUAUAAGCGAAGAAUCAGAGUUAUUGCUAUUUCAAAUUCUUUCCAAUGAUACUCUGAAGAUUAAAGCGAAGAUUAAUUGGAUAGAAAUUGGUGAAAAUAUUCAUUUUGGUUCUGGACUUCAUUUUACUGAAAAUGGACCGCAGCUAGCAAAGAGAAAGGCUUAUACAGAUUUGAUUUACACAGAAGAAAUAAAAAAUCAGCCAAUUUACGAUGAAGUAGUGAUUUGCGAAACAGAGAAUCAAAAUUCAUAUAUAAAAAAUUAUGUUGCCACUUUAAAUUGUUCACCGUUCGUAAAUAUUUGUGGUCAGACAACAAAUCAAAAUACUGCAAAAAAGGGAAUUAAAACUGGUUAUCGCAAAAGUAAAAAAGUAAAGACAAUUUUAACAGUUACUGACUUAAAGCCGACUAAAGAAUUCGAAAAUGCAAUUGAUGAAGCACUCAAAUCCGAUAAUAAACGUGAACAACUUAAAAAAGUUACCGAAGAUUUUGGACAUUUUUGGUGUGAGAGGCUCGAGAUUGGAGGUAUUAUUAUAUAUAAAGAAACAAAUGAAAUUAGUUCAAAUAAAAUCCAAAAAGCCAAAGAUUUGAGCGCAGCAGCAAAUUUAACACCACCUUGGCCAGUCGGUAUUGAAGUUACAGCUGGGAUAAAAAGAGACAAUAGCAACAUGGAAGCUUCAAAUAAUAGCUUCAAACUUUUAAUAGUAAAUGGUGGACUAGAAGAGUGCUAUUAUGAGCAAGGAAUGGCUGGAUGGCUUAAAUCAUUAAACGAUCAUAGAAGUUGGAAAGCAGUUGAAUUUUCAGAAAUUCGUCCUAUAUUUGAUAUUCUCGACGAUAAACGAAGAUUGGAAGUAUCGGAAGCACUUGGAAAACAAAUAAUCGUUUCUCAAGUUGUUGAGCUUAACAUUACUUUGGACUUAUCCAUAAGAAAGCCAUUUAUAUAUGAAUUUCCUAGAAAUUUUAGAUUCUCAAGCACAGAUCAAAUAUUUGUAACAGGAAUGAGUGACGACAAUCCAAAGGCAGUGUUUGCGGCUCGACUUCAUUAUGUUGAUGAUAGAAGCCAGCCAGUAAUUCUUCUGCAUCGAUUAGGAGAAUUAAAAAAUAAAUCAACUUUAAAAAAUUUUUCUUUAAAGUUAGGAUAUAUUGUUGUUGGAAUAUCAACACUAAAUUUAUCUGAGCAACUUGUUUUAGAAAGUGCGAGGGUUUCAUUUAACGAUAAUCAAUGCUCGGUUAUUAUUAAGAAUCAAGAACGGGAUGUAAAUACCGGUCUUAUAUCAACUUGUGUUUCUAAGUCAAAAAAUUUGCAAAAUGAUCCGAAAUCUGAACUUAUCAUGGGAGCCCAUUUUGGUUAUGGAGAUAAUGAACUUAGAGCAUGUACACAACAUUAUGAUGAAAAAUUGAGGCCGAUAUAUCAGUUCGAUAAUUUGCCGUCAGAAUUUUUCGUUAAUUAUAGUGUAAUUUCGGGGCAACAAAAUGAUCGAUUUGGCCAAGCCCAAGUAACCAAAAAAAAUUUAGGUCUUUGUCUGCUACCAUCGAAAAAAUCCAAAGUCACUUUUAAAAAAUAUCCGCAACUUGUAACAACACGACUCCAAGAACCGAUUUUUAUAAGUUUGAUCUCCAAUAAUUGCCAAGAGAAAUGUGUCCACGGCUUUUUCAAAAUAACUUCAGAGUAUGCUGUGUUUCAAUCCUUCAAUAAUCCGAUUACUAAAUAUCAUCAGGUUGCGUACUUCUCAACAAAUCUUCUAUUUCCUAAAGUUGAAUCUAGUCCUUCAAUUCAAGAUUCGCAAGAAAAUGGUAACGAGGAAAAGAAUAAGAAGGGGGAAGGAAAGUCAUCCUUCAGUGCCACUCGUCAGAUAAACACUGAAAGAACUAAUACGACAGAACUAGCCAACACAAGUUACCGUCAGGACCGUAGAAAACGGAAAGAACAAAUAAAGGAUACCAUAACGAAAAGUAACGAGUAUGAAACAUUUGAAUGUACUAAUAAAUUCCGUACUACCACCAGGCCAGGUUACCAACGCAGUG
Ambispora gerdemannii is the source of this 2191-nucleotide messenger RNA. Lineage: Eukaryota; Fungi; Glomeromycota; Glomeromycetes; Archaeosporales; Ambisporaceae. The record is from the annotation of a GenBank genome assembly.